AUGCCUGAAAUUUACGAUGGCCUCCCAAAAACUCGUGCUAGAAGCUCUUCUUCUUCAUUCCCUCCUCCUCAUAUCUCAGGUGAAGGUGUCGACAAACAUGCUAUUGAGAUUAGAAGCAAGCUUCAUCCAUAUUCUAAGAAGAAUUUGGAUGCAAAUAUCCUUCAUUUGCUUGGAAAUGCUCUCGUUCUGGGUCCUGUCUGGUUUAGGAAAGUUCUUGAGGAUAUGGCCAAGCUUUUUAAGGAAGAUGUCGAAGUUCCACUCUGCCAUUGUAAUCAUUCUCUAACAUUUCAUUCCUGGGUCAUCAAGAAUAUGAGCAAAUCAUACCCUUCUAGUGAAGGGAUGAAUAGUUGUGUGAAGUGGUCAGACUGGAUUGACCGACUCUCUCUCCAAGGUAUGAAUGCCAUUGGAAGAAAGAUGGUAUUUAUGAUGCUUUAA
Molecule: messenger RNA, 435 nt
Organism: Prunus armeniaca (apricot)
Lineage: Eukaryota; Viridiplantae; Streptophyta; Magnoliopsida; Rosales; Rosaceae
Source: the annotation of a GenBank genome assembly